Messenger RNA from Molossus molossus (Pallas's mastiff bat), 1848 nucleotides. RefSeq names its product glucose-6-phosphate dehydrogenase (gene G6PD). The transcript has 13 exons. Lineage: Eukaryota; Metazoa; Chordata; Mammalia; Chiroptera; Molossidae. The record is from RefSeq and is a predicted model, not a curated record. Gene Ontology annotation, molecular function: glucose-6-phosphate dehydrogenase activity; NADP binding. The coding region runs from base 163 to 1710 and encodes 515 amino acids. Gene Ontology annotation, cellular component: cytosol. Gene Ontology annotation, biological process: pentose-phosphate shunt, oxidative branch; glucose metabolic process.
GGAGGCCCCGCCCUCUCGCCUCGCCUGAAGCGGUCGGGCGCCCGCCCCCUCUUGUUAAAUGGACCAGCGGGUCUCAGCCCCCGGAAACGGCCGGUAACUCCAAGGCUGUGAACUCCACGGGCGGCGGAGGCGGCGAGGAGCAGUCUUUCACCAGAGAGCAUCAUGGCAGAGCAGGUGGCCCUGAGCCGGACCCAGGUGUGUGGGAUCCUACGGGAAGAGCUGUACCAGGGUGAUGCCUUCCAUCAGUCCGAAACGUAUAUCUUCAUCAUCAUGGGUGCAUCGGGUGACCUUGCCAAAAAGAAGAUCUACCCCACCAUCUGGUGGCUGUUUCGGGAUGGCCUUCUGCCUGAAAACACUUUCAUCGUGGGCUAUGCCCGCUCCCGUCUCACGGUGGCUGACAUACGUAAGCAGAGCGAGCCCUUCUUCAAAGCCACGCCAGAGGAGAAGCCCAAGCUGGAGGAGUUCUUUGCCUGCAACUCCUAUGUGUCUGGCCAGUACGAUCACGCAGCCUCCUAUGAGCACCUGAAUAACCACAUGAAUGCCCUCUGCCAGGGGUCACGGGCCAACCGCCUCUUCUACCUGGCCUUGCCCCCCACUGUCUAUGAGGCUGUCACCAAGAACAUCCGAGAGACCUGCAUGAGCCAGACAGGCUGGAACCGAAUCAUUGUGGAGAAGCCCUUUGGGAAAGACCUGCAGAGCUCCGACCAGCUGUCCAACCACAUCUCCUCCCUGUUCUGUGAGGACCAGAUCUACCGCAUCGACCACUACCUGGGCAAGGAGAUGGUCCAGAACCUCAUGGUGCUGAGGUUUGCCAACAGGAUCUUUGGCCCCAUCUGGAACCGAGACAAUGUCGCCUGCGUCAUCCUCACCUUCAAGGAGCCCUUUGGUACUGAGGGCCGUGGGGGUUACUUCGAUGAAUUUGGGAUCAUCCGGGACGUGAUGCAGAACCACCUGCUACAGAUGCUGUGUCUGGUUGCCAUGGAGAAGCCAACCUCCACUGACUCAGAUGAUGUCCGUGAUGAGAAGGUCAAGGUGUUGAAAUGCAUCUCAGAAGCGCAGGUGAAAAAUGUGGUCUUGGGCCAGUAUGUGGGGAAUCCCAAUGGAAAGGGUGAGGCCACCAAAGGGUACCUGGACGACCCCACAGUGCCCCGUGGAUCCACCACUGCCACCUUCGCAGCUGUUGUCCUCUAUGUGGAGAACGAGAGGUGGGAUGGGGUGCCCUUCAUUCUGCGCUGCGGCAAAGCCCUGAAUGAGCGCAAGGCCGAGGUGCGUUUGCAGUUCCGCGAUGUGGCUGGAGACAUCUUCCAGCAGCAGUGCAAGCGCAACGAACUGGUGAUCCGAGUGCAGCCCAAUGAGGCCGUGUACACCAAGAUGAUGACCAAGAAACCCGGCAUGUUCUUCAACCCUGAGGAGUCGGAACUGGACCUGACCUAUGGCAACAGAUACAAGAACGUGAAGCUCCCUGAUGCGUACGAGCGCCUCAUCCUGGAUGUCUUCUGUGGGAGCCAGAUGCACUUCGUGCGCAGUGACGAGCUCCGGGAGGCCUGGCGGAUCUUCACACCACUGCUGCAUCAGAUCGAGCGCGAGAAGCCCCAGCCCAUCCCCUACGUUUAUGGCAGCCGAGGUCCAGCAGAAGCAGAUGAGCUGAUGAAGAGAGUGGGCUUCCAGUAUGAGGGCACCUACAAGUGGGUGAACCCCCACAAGCUCUAAGCACCGAGCCCUUUCCUACCCCGUUUGUUUCUGCCCUUCCCACCUUCUCACCGCCUGACCCCACAUCAGGAGGACUUCGGGACCAUAGGCCUCAGCCUCACAUUCCUGGCCCUGGGCCCAGUUACAUUCCUCAACCAC